AUGGCACGUCUUGUUGAUCUGUGCGACCAAUUGAGCGGCGAAUUGGCGCCUGUGCACGUUCCGCGGGUUCUCACCGUUGCCGGCUCUGACUCGUCGGGCGGCGCGGGCAUUGAGGCGGACGUGAAGACCAUCACCGCGCACAAGUGUUAUGCCGUGACCUGUAUCACGGCCCUCACGGCCCAGAACUCGCUAGGUGUGCACAACGUCACCACAACGCCCGCAGAAACUGUGGAGAAGGUAUUGGUGGCCAUUGCCGACGACCAGAUUGCGCUCGACGCCAUCAAGCUCGGAAUGCUGCCGGACGAGACACUGUCGGUGAUCACGCCGUUUCUGGCCGCCCGUGCCGCCAGAACGCCCAUUGUGCUAGACCCGGUCUUCGUGGCGAAGAAUGGCGACCGGCUGAGCUCUGUGGGGGCGCUGAAAAAGGCGGUGGAGCUGUUUCAACAUGCGGCCCUUAUUACCCCGAAUUCGCGCGAGGUGGAGGUUUUGCUGGCUGUGCUGCGCAGCUCGGACCCUAGCGUGGAGGAAAUCACCAUAACCACGGCAGACGAUUUUUAUACGGCCGCGCGCCUGCUGGGGUCCAGGUUCAAGGUCGACGUGCUGUUCAAGGGCGGGCUUGUCCCGGUGAAUGAGAAUCUGGCUGUUGACCCCGAAAAUCCGGUGUAUAUUCUGAACGUGCUGUACGAGCACAGAUCAGAAAAACUCACCGUUUUCCGGUCCAACCAUAUCGACUCGCCUAAUUUGCACGGAACAGGCUGCACGCUGAGCUCGGCGGUGGCGUGCUACCUGGCCCGCGGCGCAUCUCUGGCCACCGCGGUCGAAAACGCUAUCGGAUUUGUCAACGAGGCCAUCAGACACGCAGAGGUGAAGCCCAACGGGCCUUUGAACCACACGUGGGCAAUCAAACGGCCACACGAGGUGCGCAAGGACGCCGGCUUGCUGUCGUUUCUGAUGAACCACGAAAAAGUCGUCCCACACUGGCAAAAGUACACUCAUCACCAGUUUGUGCGGCAGGCAAUGGAAGACACGCUGCCGGUGGAAAAAUUCAAUUAUUUCCUUAAACAGGACUACCGCUACCUGCAGGCCUACCACCGCGUGCACGUGAACCUGCGCAGCAUCACCGAGUCGGAGGAGUUGCAAGAGUACGUGGACGAGAUUUUGAGCAAUAUAGAGACCGAGAUGGAGAGACACAAAACAAAGCUGAAAAGCAGAUGGCCCGACCUAGACCUCGAGGAAAUUGAUGCUGGACGUGCGACGCUGAACUAUAUCAACUAUUUGGUGGAGUUGUACGAGAAAACACACGACUGGCUGCUGUGCAAGACCGCGCUGAUGCCAUGUUUGAUUGGAUACAACCAUGCUGCUGCCAACGCGUUGAAUAAUGGCACGAAAUUUUUGGUAGCAGAUCCAGAAAACAACGCCAAGGCCCUCAUGGUGGCACGCAAAUUGCAGGAAGAAGCAGAAAAUGGCAAGCUGUCGUACCAGGUGGACGCCGGCUCUGCGACACAAAAAAUCUACCGCGACUGGCUCAGCGACUACGUGGCUCCGUGGUAUUUGGACGCCUGCAAACGCGGCGAGCAGGUCCUCAAUGAGUACUUCGACGAGUACGUCAGCAGGAAACAGCACGAAGAGGGGUUCGAUAAAGGCGAACUUUUAGACACCCUGGCAGACAUUUUCGCCAAGGUGUCCAGCUUGGAAGCAAGCUUCUGGGAUGAUUGCAUCAAUUAUCCGGAAAAUAUAAAUUAA
This is a messenger RNA of Ogataea parapolymorpha DL-1, 1743 nucleotides long. Its product is annotated as putative phosphomethylpyrimidine kinase 2. The record is from RefSeq and is a predicted model, not a curated record. Gene Ontology annotation, biological process: thiamine biosynthetic process. The transcript has a single exon. Gene Ontology annotation, molecular function: phosphomethylpyrimidine kinase activity; hydroxymethylpyrimidine kinase activity. Gene Ontology annotation, cellular component: cytosol. Bases 1 to 1743 code for a protein of 580 amino acids. Lineage: Eukaryota; Fungi; Ascomycota; Pichiomycetes; Pichiales; Pichiaceae.